CACACAUUCCUCAGUUCAGUGCAGUCUGGUUAUUAAUGAGUUAAGAUUCACUUCUGUGCUAAAGCAGAUAUAAACCUGUCUGUAUUAGGAUCACACCUGAACUGGAACUGGGAUUAUAGCACAGAGACUCCUCAUCUACAGGUGCUGAUUUCUGCUGACUGACUGCGUCUGAAGAAGCUGGACUGAUGGCUCAAUAUGACCAACUGGAGGAUAAAGACUCGCUGGACAUCCACGAUAACCCUCCAGCACCAGAGAAUGUGGUAAAAGAGGACGACAACACUGUGUAUUUUGUGUACGAUGAAGAGGUGGAGGAAGAAGAAGCUCCUCCGCCACCGACCCCAGAACCCAUAGUCCAGGUCAACGACAAACCACACAAAUUCAAGGACCACUACUGCAAGAAACCCAAGUUCUGUGACGUCUGCGCACGGAUGAUUGUUCUCAAUAAUAAGUUUGCGCUGCGCUGUAAAAACUGCAAGACCAACAUCCACCACUCCUGCCAGUCAUACGUGCAGUUCCAGAGAUGCUUCGGCAAAAUACCUCCUGGAUUCAGACGGGCGUACAGCUCUCCUCUCUAUGAUCAGGAGAUCAAUAACCCUGGUCAGCAGAACCGCACGGAUCCGGUGUUCGACACGCUGAGAGUCGGAGUCAUCAUGGCCAAUAAAGAGAGGAAAAAGGGCUCAGAGGACAAGAAGAACAUGAUGAUGAUGAUGAUGGAGGAGGAGGAAGCUCAACAGCCCAAAGAGGAUGAAGAGGGUGCUGAGGGGAAGCAAGACGGAGACAAGAAAGACAAAACAGCAACAGAUGACAAGAACAAGAAGCAGCAGCAGACAUUCAGUCAGUCGCAUUAUUAUAUGGCUCUGUAUCGCUUUAAAGCCAUCGAGAAAGAUGACCUGGACUUCCAUCCAGGAGAUCGUAUAACUGUUUUGGAUGACUCUAAUGAGGAGUGGUGGAGGGGCAAGAUUGGUGAGAAGACGGGCUACCUGCCCAUGACCUACAUCAUCAGGGUUCGAGCCGGCGAGAGGGUUUAUAAAGUGACCCGAUCAUUUGUGGGAAACCGAGAGAUGGGCCAGAUCACCCUGAAGAAAGACCAGAUCGUGGUGAAGAAAGGAGAGGAGGUGAACGGAUAUCUGAAGGUCAGCACUGGCCGUAAGCUGGGCUUCUUCCCUGCGGAUCUGCUGCAGGAGCUCUGAUGGACAGAUGAUCAGCUGACCAGCCAGCAGAACAAUGAAGAGAGACUGAGAGGAGACCGAGCUACACACAGCGGCUGCGUUACACUUCACUUUUACACACAAACUUCCCUUCACUUCACAAUCUAAAGAUCUGUUUUACAUCAUAGAGGACCUUUUGUGGAAUGAAACGCUUACAUGAAUGUCUUCUAGAAUUAUUGAUGCCAAUAAAUAACAUUUUAUAUAUAUAUAAGAGUCAAGGCAUGAUACAGAAACGAUGUGUUUAGUUGAGAAAAUCAGAAUAAAACCUUUUAUUGGACACUGGUGUUUCAUUAGGAUCUGCAUCACCGUACAGGUGUACAUUCACACUGGAUGUUUGGUGGCCACCGUAUGGAUGUGUGGUAUUGUAAUGUUAGCUGAUGUGAGUAAAGAAGACAUCUUUCACAACUCUA
Messenger RNA from Danio aesculapii, 1618 nucleotides. It is a transcript of the gene stac3, whose product is annotated as SH3 and cysteine rich domain 3. The record is from RefSeq and is a predicted model, not a curated record. Gene Ontology annotation, molecular function: protein binding. Gene Ontology annotation, biological process: skeletal muscle contraction; positive regulation of voltage-gated calcium channel activity; positive regulation of protein localization to plasma membrane. NCBI's taxonomy places the organism in Eukaryota, Metazoa, Chordata, Actinopteri, Cypriniformes, Danionidae. The transcript has 13 exons. The coding region runs from base 186 to 1190 and encodes 334 amino acids. Gene Ontology annotation, cellular component: extrinsic component of cytoplasmic side of plasma membrane.